Pomacea canaliculata is the source of this 2580-nucleotide messenger RNA. Its product is annotated as crystal protein-like. The coding region runs from base 325 to 2487 and encodes 720 amino acids. The transcript is spliced from 6 exons. Lineage: Eukaryota; Metazoa; Mollusca; Gastropoda; Architaenioglossa; Ampullariidae. The record is from RefSeq and is a predicted model, not a curated record.
UCUGUGUUCUUGGUACAUAUUGAUGACACAGCUGUGACCACAGAAUCUUCUUACGCAACUGAUAGCACAGCUGUGACACUCAGGCUCUGUUACACGGUGAUGAUACAGCUGUGACACCAGGCUUCUGUUACACGGUGAUGACACAGCUGUGACACCAGGCUUCCUAUUACACGGUGAUGACACAGCUGUGACACUAGACUGUUGUGACAUGGCGGAUACACAGUUGUUGACACGGCUGCUGUUGGCGGAAGGAAGGAAGAUCAGAGUUUUGUGCUCAGACGGUGUGUCGGCUCCUGCAGGUUGCAGGUUGACGUCACAGCUGCCAUGGGCGCGCGGCUGUUGGUGGGCGUGCCUCUGCUGCUGCGGCUGUUGCGGGUUCACGAGGUGCUGGCUAUCCCAGAAUCCCUUGUUGUGGAGGUGUCUGGGGGAAGAAUUCAGGGAGCUCUGCAUGAGGGUGCUGUUCGCUUCCUCGGCAUCCCUUACAGCAGGGCUCAGAGAUUUCAGGUGCCGGCGACACUAGAGCCUCGCUGGUCUGGCACUCUCAACGCCUCCACUCCAGCGCCCCAGUGUCCACAGACUUGCCCCCCUGUUAUUCAGGAUCUUCACUGCCAGCAUGUUAGUCAGAUGCACGAGAGGUGCCUGUAUCUCAACAUCUACCGACCAGCCUACAAUCUGCCGGCGGGAACAAGUUUCCCGUCAUGCUCUUCAUCCACGGCGGAGAUUUUGAGUCCGGAAGUGGCGCAGCUCCGUUGUAUGACGGAUCCUUCCUGGCCAGGAACUGGGGGAGUACUGGUGGUGACUAUUAACUACAGGUUAGGAGCAUUCGGGUUCUUGCCAAUUUUUAACGACUAUGAUGACGUCAUUGGCAAUUUUGGCCUGCGCGACCAGCAGGUAGCCUUGCGGUGGGUCCACAGCAACAUCGCCUUCUUUGACGGGGACCAGGAUAAGGUCACGUUGUUGGGUGCGGAUGCUGGCUGUCAGUCUGUGGGCCUCCAUCUGGCGUCCCCCGUCUCCAACGCCCUCUUUCACGCCGCCAUCUUGCACAGCUGCCCCUUCACGCAGCCCUUCCGCGACAAGAACGAGUCCCGGCGCCUGGUGCAAGAGUUUGCCUCGGCGCUGGGAUGUCCAGCCAACGACGUCAGCUGCUACCGCCGGAAGUCCGUCAACGACAUCCUGCAGGCGCAGGCAGCAGUGGAUGACGCCAUCAGUAGGCAGUCGCCGUCGCUGUGGAUGUUCCAGGUGUGGGGUCCGGUGAUCGACCACAGCCUGGUUCACGAGCCCAGCCUCCUGGGGGAACUCCUCUACGUCAGUUCUCGCGGCGGCCAGGGGGUCAAGCCCGCGCUACUCGGGGUCGUUCAAGAAGAGGGCGCCACGUCCGUGUACAGGCGCUACCCGUUGCCAGUCUCCAGCGAAUACUUCCAUCGUCUUCUGGAGGUCAGCGUGCGUGAAAACUGGCAAGAGCUGGUGGAGGGGGCGGCGCCUCCUUACCGACCGGAAGUGUCCACGGACGCCCGCCAGGAGAUGGUUCGCUUUUUCGACGACUUCGUCUUUGUGUGUCCUGCACGCAGUCUGGUCAAUAAUCUGACGACUGGAGACGCCAUGCUAGGCAACGUGUGGAUGUACAGGUUUGAACCUCAGAUCACGUGGUCUCCCGGCGGUUCGUCCUGGCCUCCUGGCGGUGAGACCUACUGCCAAAAUGUGACAUGUCAUGGUCUUGACCUUCUCUACCUGUUCAACCCCCCGGCCGUUCCAGUGACCCUGCGCGGGAGUAUCCAGGAACUCUCAAAGGUCAUGGCUUUGUACUGGACCAGCUUCGCCAGGUAUGGAGAUCCGAACAGAGCGCCACCUGCAGGCCCUGCGAGCGUCACUUCCUCUCUGACAAGGUCCAGCCUCGUGCCUGGGCGACAAGGACCUCAGCAACAACAGUUCUCAUUCCCGCCAUUUUCUACAAGAACUGGGAUGAUCCUGCCAUCCCGUCUCCAUCUGGGGCAGGCAUCCGGGUCUUUCCUGACACCUGCUGGCUCAUCCUCUUCCUCCUCCUUGAAGCAAGGUCAGUCGGGCCUACAGACGAGUAGGUUUGGUUCCUUGGCAACACCAAAUACACUUGGUUCCUUGGCAACACCAAUACACACUUGGUUCCUUGGCAACACCAAACACACUUGGUUCCUUGCCGUUGCCGAGCUCAUUCGACGCCUUCCGACGCCAGGUUCUGUCCAGCUCUUUAGCGCUGCAGCUUCAGCAGAAGACCAGUGCCGCAAACACAACCUCAUCCACACCAACACCACCUGCACCAGCCAUCGACAGCACCGUCUACUGGCCCAGCUACACGACGAAGGAAACCUCCGGAGGACAGGGGGUCAAGGCCACCAUGGUGCUGACCCAACCAAAGGUCAUUCUCGAGCAUUCCAUCUACGAUACAAGGUGCCGCCCUUGGGACAAACUUGGACACAAGUAAACUCUUGUCGCUACAGACGACUGCAAAUAUGAACACAGUUUAGGAGGAAUAAGCCAUCAGCCACAGGAAGAAACUGCGAAGCAAAUCCAAAUAAUAAAACUGUUUUCUGACAUUCUGGCCCAUGC